This is a messenger RNA of Durio zibethinus, 1768 nucleotides long. Its product is annotated as homeobox-leucine zipper protein ATHB-16-like. Gene Ontology annotation, biological process: positive regulation of DNA-templated transcription. The record is from RefSeq and is a predicted model, not a curated record. Lineage: Eukaryota; Viridiplantae; Streptophyta; Magnoliopsida; Malvales; Malvaceae. Gene Ontology annotation, molecular function: sequence-specific DNA binding; DNA-binding transcription factor activity, RNA polymerase II-specific. Gene Ontology annotation, cellular component: nucleus.
CUUAACACUUUGAUUAAGAAAGAGUUUUUCUUUUUAUUUUGAAAGCUGUUUUCCAAUAAUUCUCUAAUUCUUGGAAGGCUAAUGACUUUGCUUCAUUCUUAAUUUCUUCCAAGUACUUGAAGGUGACGACUGAGGAGCAUUAAAAGAAAGAAACCCAUCUCUCCCUCCUUUUCUCUCUUCCUUUUGUACAGAGCAUUUUUUUCCAUUCAUGUCAGCUUUCAGUGGCACAGCAUAUAGUAUUGUUUGUAAUUAUGGCAUCUUCAAACUAAAGAGAGGAAAACAGCAAGCCUGCUUGAAAGUUUGAACCCUCCUUCAACAACAGAGGACAGUACCUUAAAACACAUCAGCUUAGGUGCUUGCUUUUGGUUAAAUCAUGAAGCGGCUCAGUUCCUCAGGUUCCCUGGAUGCUUUGAUUUCCAUCUGUCCACCUAAAGAAGAGAAGAAUUCAAAGAAGAAGCAAAUUUACAGCAGGGAAUUCCAGGCAAUGUUAGAUGGUUUAGAGGAGGAAGACAGUUUAGAAGAAGCAGGUCAAGCUACUGAGAAGAAAAGGCGAUUAUCGAUCGGUCAGGUUAAGGCCUUGGAGAAGAAUUUCGAGUUGGAAAACAAGUUAGAGCCAGAGAGAAAGGUGAAAUUAGCAGAAGAAUUAGGCUUGCAGCCAAGGCAAGUAGCUAUUUGGUUCCAAAAUCGUCGAUCCCGUUGGAAGACUAAGCAGUUGGAGAAAGAUUAUGCCAUCCUUAAAGCCAAUUAUGAUGCUCUUCAGCUUGACUAUAACAAUCUUGAACAAGAAAAAGAGGCUUUAACUGCAAAGUUGAUAGAGCUGAAAGAUAAGCUCAAAGAAGAGAAUUCAGAAAGCAGCCACUCUAUUAAAGAAGAUUCUCCUAAUUUUUCACAGCAGAACAAAGAGCAUGAUUUCCGUGACAAUGAUGAUGAUUCCAAUGGAAUUAAUAAAGAAGAAAGCAAUGCCAAUGCUCAGUUAUUGAUAUCACCAGCUUCUUCUUCUUUUCAGUUUAAUGGAUCUUCUUCAUCUUCAGAUUCAUCAAAUCAUCACUGGUUUCAACCAUUUGACUCAAGAACGAUUCUGGGUAAUAUGUAUCAUCCCCAGUUAGUGAAAGUGGAAGAGCAAUGUAUGUUUACUGCAGAGGAAUCUUGCAAUUUCUUCUCAGUUGAUCAAGCUCCAACUCUUCAAUGGUAUUUCCCAGGGCAGUAAAAACAAUGAAGCCCCCAAAACCAUAAAGCUUUUAAAAUUAUUGCAGAAGGAAUAAAAUAGCCUUAAAAAAGUUUUGUAAUUUAGGACUUAAGUUCUGCUAUUCUAUUGUUUUAGAAAAACAAAUAUGGUUAGUAUAUGCUUCAACAAUGAACAUCAUCAGCAAAUGUCCAAGUAGUUAAUUGACUAGAGUGUAAGUGGAGGAUUUCACAUCAAGGAGACGCCUUUUCUCAAUUGCAUGUGCCUUAGCAAUUAGCAUGCCACUAUUAAUUGAGGGAUUGAUUGAGGAAAUGAGGAGUGAGGAUCUGUAAUAGCAGCAAGCACAAGGCUAGGCUGUCCAAUGUCCAUGUAGGAUACUGGAUUCGGCCAUCCUAAUCCUACAACAAAGUUUCUUUUCCUUUUGAUUUGACUUCAAAACCGGAGGCGCUCGAAUGUAUUUACACAAAAUAUGUCCUUCCCUUCUUCAAAGUUGUGAAUUUUUGCAACAGUUUUUAAGCUGGCAUUGCAAAAAUGCAAAAUAUGACUGGCUAAACCUGUUUUCCAUUUAAGAGAGCUAUGAACAUG